Messenger RNA from Paracoccidioides brasiliensis Pb18, 3114 nucleotides. RefSeq lists its product as uncharacterized. Gene Ontology annotation, biological process: actin cytoskeleton organization. The record is from RefSeq and is a predicted model, not a curated record. Bases 1 to 3114 code for a protein of 1037 amino acids. Gene Ontology annotation, molecular function: protein binding. Gene Ontology annotation, cellular component: plasma membrane. The transcript has 3 exons.
AUGCCUCAUACGCCGGAGCUUCCCCAAGGUGUGCAACCUGGAGAUUUCCUGGUAGUCGUCCACGACUUUCAAGCUCGUGGAGCCGACGAACUCACCCUUCGCCGAGGAGACAAGGUUGAGUUACUGGAGCUCGAUGAAGGCUUUGGGGAUGGAUGGUAUUUAGGCAAACAUGUGGCUGAAAAUAGAACUGGUCUUUUCCCCGGGGUUUAUACGACAACUAUACCCAAAUUAGGAGUUCGUCAACAACCAUCUAACACAGCUUCAAACUCAACUACUCCAUCAGGAUCACAGAGAAAUAGUGAGCCGCUGGGCUCACCUAAAGUAACGGAAAUUUCUUCAACUCCUGUCUCGCCAUCAUUCAAUGACGACAUAACCCCACAAGCGUCACGUCAAGUGAGUGGGGUCGAUUUCAAACCUUCUCUUACUGAGACAUCUGUAAGUGAUACGUUAGUACUACCUGCCCAACAACCGCAGCAAGGAUCUACCACAUCACCACCACUGUCUUCCUCAUUUCCCAUGCAGCCGACCAUGCAAAGAUCUAUGAGCGAAGUCAUGUCGGCUCGUCGGAAUGGUGAUGAUAGUCCAGUUAUGAACGAAACCCUGAGUGUUAUCGAUGAGCAUAUCACCAAUUUCAACACUCCUCGCCAUAGCUUUGUUGCUCAUGACCAGAAAAAUCACAACGAUUCCGGCAGUGAGUACAGCAACCAUCUGGAUCACAGAAUCUCAUACAUACCCGGUGCAGAAACCGACGAGGAGGAGGUAGCUACACUCACAGAAGCUGCAGUAAGGAGUUGGGAUCACCACCAGACAGCCCAUCAUCUUCAUGAACUUGGUGUUGAUCCGAAACACUGCGAGAUCUUUGAGGAGCAGGAAAUUACCGGAGAUGUUUUGUUGGAGAUGGACCAGGAAUUCAUUUACAUGAAAGAGUUCAAUUUUGGGGUUAUGGGGAGACGAUUGAAGACGUGGCAUAUAAUCAAGACCUUCCAGGAAGAGAUUAAAGGCACUAAGUGGGCACGGAAGUCCACAUCUCCCUUCUCCAACAAAGACCGCUCUUUUGAAGACUUUGAUCGAUCUCAGAGUCGAGCAGGAGGGUCAUUUCUUCCAAGGAUUCCCAGCCUCACUGAAAGUCAUACCCACAGCGCACACCAAUCGAGAAGUGCCUCUGCGAGACGUUCUCCAGGAAUAGCGUCCUCUAUAUCUUCAACUCUCAGUAGUAAUAUUUCAUAUAUUUCUCAUCUAAACCAAUCAGCCGGUUUAGAUGGUGCUUUGAGACCUUCAGCUGCGUCCGUUCGCCAAUACAACUAUCCUCGCCCGCAUUCAUCAAUGGAUGGCUCGCCAGCAUCGUUAAACCAGAAUAAGAAGAUAGUUGGAAAGCCAACACAGACUCCUCGAGACGCGAAAUCUUCCUUUGACAGGGGAUGGACUAUGCCCUCGGGUUCGCAGCCAGGACGUGGUCGGCCUGAUACGUGUAUCGGAUCCCGGGGAGGAUCUAUUCGCCAGCAAGCACUUGGCGGUCCUGAACCUGGUGACUCCGAUUCCUCUUUUGCGGUGGACUCUGCUGAUUUGGAUCGUGGAUAUUUCUCUGGUGGUGAACUAGAUAUGCGGAAGAUUCGCAAAGUGCUCACAAAGCGCGAUUCAACAGGUCGAAGUUACAGCCAUUCGAGGCAGUCCAGUGCUACUGCAGAGGAUUUGAAACAAAUUCGUGUUAAACGGCACUCGCGUUUUGGUAGUGUAGAUUCGAUCCGGGAUUUUGUACCCAAUUUUUCUUCGCCCAAGCUUCUCCAGGGAGGAUCAUCCAAAGGUCAGUUUGAUGACUCUAGCCUUACUUGCAAGGAUUCACUUGCGGACCAGUCUCAAACUCCCACAGUGACGAACUUGGAAAAAACCACGAGCCCGAGCCAUGGUAUAUUCUCUGCACUCUCCCCUCUUUCCUCGAAGACAGAUGGAGAAAGCUCAGGUCGGUCGUCUCCCCUGCCGUCCUCCAAUCUCAAAAAUGUUGCACCCAAAGUACGUCGUGCCAUAGGCUUACGCGCUAUAUCGGACGCAGUCACUGGACAAGAGAAAGCAUUGGUCUCGUCUCCUAUAUCAUAUCUGCCGAAAGAUCCUCUGAAGUCCUCGAGUACGACAAAUUCCAGUACCACAUCUGGUGCGUCCAAGAGCUUCGACAUAGAAAGCACAGAUAGCUCUGCGAAAAACGUCGAGGGGGCGUUUGCCUUAGUAACGAUGACAAAGGCUUCCAAUUCCCGCUCUAAAUCGAAGAAAGAUACAAGUGCAUACAUGCGAGGGCUAGAGAAAAAGACACCCCAAGAACAAAUGGUCGGAUGUGAUUACUCAGGCUGGAUGAAGAAAAAAUCUUCUAACCUGAUGACCACAUGGAAACCGCGCCUUUUCGUUCUCCGUGGCCGCAGAUUGUCAUAUUAUUACUCGGAAGAUGACACGGAGGAGCGAGGACUGAUCGAUAUCUCCUCACACCGCGUAUUCCGCGCCGACCAGGAGACAAUCACUUCUCUCCACGCUACACUCACCGGAGCAACCGCUUCUCCAACCUCGCCAAAUAACAAGGGUGGUGGGAAGACCUCAGAUACUGCCUCGGAUACCACCAAGACUUCUGCAAUCGAUACUCCAUUCAUCUUCAAACUCGUCCCCCCUAAAGCCGGAUUAUCGCGAGCGGUCCAAUUUACCAAGCCCUCCAUCCAUUUUUUCCAAGUCGACAACAUCCAACAGGGUCGUCUGUGGAUGGCGGCGCUGAUGAAAGCGACCAUCGAGCGGGAUCUGAAUCUACCCAUCAAAACCACAAACAAGCAGAAGACUAUUAGUUUGAAGCAGGCUCGCGCUAUGAACCAGCGCCCUCCUGCGCUCAUGGGUUCAGAACGCAAGGACAAGGAUGUCAAUAAUAGUAAUAACAAUAAUAAUGCCAACAGCGGCAACAGCGCUGCUUCGGAGAAAGAUAUCGAUUCAGCAAACGGGCAAGCUGGCGGAGGUCUGAAUAUUGAGACUCAGAAGGAUGGAGAAGGAAAUGAUAAACAGCGUGCUAGCUUGGAACUGAAGAGGCUUGAAGCUGGUGAUACUGGGACAUCUGAGUUGAUGCCAAGGGCGCAGACUAUUUCUCAGUGA